AAAAAAUGACGUUGCCAACAACAACCAACCAUCAUCAAUGAUCAAUCCAGAUGUUACUUAUCAUCAAUUUGAUUUUUAAUUCUGAUCUGAUCUCCGGAUUUGCUUAUCUUCAACCCAUAUCCGAGAUGAAGGACUGGGACGGCGUGCCGGUGGGCUGUGAGAGACUACACACGGCGCUCUGCGAGUGCCACGGGCGACUCCUGUAAAGGCCAGCUAGGGAUUCGACGUGUCUACACCUGAACCGAGCCCUGGCAGAGUGCGUAGCGUCGGUGGCGUGUCCUGAAGAAUCGGAGGCGGUGUGGAGCCUCUGCGGCAGUGGAGGGACCCGGCUGAAGCGGUCCCAAUACCAACAGGCUCAGCUGUCCCUCACUGUUUCAUCCCAUUGUAUGCGCAUAUGAUAUGACU
Rubroshorea leprosula is the source of this 405-nucleotide messenger RNA. Lineage: Eukaryota; Viridiplantae; Streptophyta; Magnoliopsida; Malvales; Dipterocarpaceae. The record is from the annotation of a GenBank genome assembly.